Molecule: messenger RNA, 1273 nt
Organism: Myxocyprinus asiaticus (Chinese sucker)
Lineage: Eukaryota; Metazoa; Chordata; Actinopteri; Cypriniformes; Catostomidae
Product: homeobox protein EMX1
Exons: 3
Coding region: 146-841 (231 amino acids)
Biological process (GO): central nervous system development; regulation of DNA-templated transcription; brain development
Molecular function (GO): DNA-binding transcription factor activity, RNA polymerase II-specific; DNA binding
Source: RefSeq, a predicted model, not a curated record
UGUCAUAUUUGGCUUUUAUGUGACUUUAAUAGCUAUAAUGUUUCUCUGAAAUACGCUGCUGCUGACAGAAGUCAAUAAAGGAGUUGUAAGUCACUAAAGGAGGUUAAGGUGUUCCUCAUCUGCUGGACUGAACUGAUACAGGACAAUGUUCUCGUCAACGGGAAAGCGCUGUUUUACCAUUGAGUCUUUAGUGGCGAAGGAAAGCCCUUUAACACCAGAAGACCCAAUUCGCCCUACCGCCCUAAGCUACACAGCGCCUGCUGAAAGUUUUCUGAACGGUUAUCAAAACCCCGCGGGCCGCGCGCUCUACCCGAACCCUGAACUGGUGUUUUCGGAGACUGUGAACCAUGCACAUCUGGGCAUGCACCCACACCAGCUCGGAAGCACACACUUCCAGCACCCGCACUUCUUUGGCACGCAACAUCGUGAACCACUGAAUUUCUACCCAUGGGUCUUAAGGAACAGAUUUUUUGGACAUCGGUUUCAAGGGAACGACGUCUCACAGGACACAUUGUUACUGCACGGACCGUUCGCGAGGAAGCCUAAACGGAUCCGCACCGCGUUCUCGCCCUCUCAGCUGCUGCGCCUGGAGCGAGCCUUCGAGAAGAACCAUUAUGUUGUCGGAGCCGAGCGGAAACAGCUCGCUAACAGCCUCAGUCUAUCUGAGACACAGGUGAAAGUGUGGUUCCAGAACCGCAGGACCAAGUACAAGCGACAGAAGCUGGAGGAAGAGGGUCCAGAAUGCCCACAGAAGAAGAAGGGAAACCACCACAUUAACCGCUGGAGGAUUGCCACCAAACAGUCCGGCUCCGAGGACAUAGAUGUCAUGUCUGAUGCGUAAAACAAACAAACAACCUAAACAAUGCCCAAAUGAACACUCAAGACCAAGAAAAGCACUAUUUAUUUCAUGUUAAUAGCCAUGAUAUUUCAGAUUAUAAACCUAAUUGCAGAGGACCUGACCACAUGGAUGUGGUAUAUGUGUUAAGGAUGAGUUAAACUGGUCAGCAAGUAAUCUACCGGAAGGACUGAACACUUUAGCUGUUUAAAAUACCUCAGCUGGAAUGACCCAAUGCUUGAGAGAUAUAUCUCCUGUAAAAGGGAAAUUAAUUUAUCAAUCUAUUAAUCUCUCUUUCUCUCUCUUUGAUAAAACAUUGUACUUGAAACUUUUAAUUAUUAUUAUGUUUUGUUGUGUCUUUGCACAGCCAAACUUUGUGUUUAAUGGAUAUAAUUUAAAAAGAUGUAGCCUUCCAAACGCUUUAAGACAUGCAGACGA